This is a messenger RNA of Polistes canadensis, 623 nucleotides long. It is a transcript of the gene robl, whose product is annotated as dynein light chain roadblock-type 2. Gene Ontology annotation, cellular component: centrosome; cytoplasm; cytoplasmic dynein complex. Gene Ontology annotation, molecular function: dynein intermediate chain binding. Bases 222 to 515 code for a protein of 97 amino acids. The transcript is spliced from 3 exons. NCBI's taxonomy places the organism in Eukaryota, Metazoa, Arthropoda, Insecta, Hymenoptera, Vespidae. The record is from RefSeq and is a predicted model, not a curated record. Gene Ontology annotation, biological process: microtubule-based movement.
CAUGUAUUCUAUGCGCGAUACAUCCAUCUACAUAUUACUUACGAUAAAGAAUUUUCGGGGGCAAAUUAGUUGUUGCUACGGGUUUAAUUACUGUUGAUUACAAUCGAUUCUGUCGAUUACUAUACCGAAUUAAAUCAUCUAUUUUUUAACAGUAACUUCUUCAGUAAAUAAUUGUUUAAUUGUUGUGUGUUAUGCUAAAAAGAACAAUAUAAAUUGACGACAUGGCACAAGAAGUCGAGGAAACCAUGAAACGUAUACAAUCUCAUAAGGGCGUUGUUGGGUCUAUUGUAGUAAAUGCAGAAGGAAUUCCAAUUAAAUCGACAUUGGAUAAUACAACGACCGUGCAAUACGCGGGCCUGAUUAGUCAAUUGUCAGACAAAGCACGUUCUGUGGUUCGUGAUCUGGAUCCAACGAAUGAUUUAACUUUCUUGCGUGUUCGUAGUAAAAAACAUGAAAUAAUGGUUGCUCCGGACAAAGAAUUCAUCCUGAUAGUUGUACAAAAUCCAGUUGAUUGAUAUUUGCAAAAAGGAAUUGCAUAUUAUAAUCCUUCGGCAAAUUUUCAUUUUUGGUUUCUAUCCAUUAUUUCAUUUUUUAUUUAACAUAUUACACCUAUUAAUUUUAUU